CCUUAUGUAAUCAUACCCUUGUAACAUCGUCCCCACCAAAGACUCGAGAGAAGGCUACCGUUCCCACUUGACGAGAUUCCCCGGGAGUCGGAGACCACCAAAAGUCCCGACAUCAGUCUUAAGUUGUUAUAACCACUUCCAUGCCCGAUGAAUGGUCCCACACCAUGCUUCAAUCCGAUCCGAUGAGGAUAUACCGUACGAAACGAGAUGCAGCGCACCGUGCUGUCACCUCGAAGUACACCAUCCUCGGGUUCAUAUCAUCAGGAACGUAUGGGAGAGUCUACAAGGCUCAGAGCGUGGACUCCGAUGGUACCAUAUAUGCAAUCAAGAAAUUCAAACCCGACAAAGAAGGCGAUGUAGUGACUUACACCGGCAUCAGCCAAAGUGCCAUUCGAGAGAUGGCGCUCAACAGAGAGAUAUCCCAUGAGAAUAUCGUUGCAUUGAAAGAAAUCAUCCUAGAAGAGAAAUCUAUUUAUAUGGUCUUCGAAUACGCUGAACACGAUUUUCUCCAAGUAAUUCAUCAUUAUUCCCAGACGCUUCGUAUCCAGAUCCAGUCCCAGGUCCUCAAAUCGAUGGUGUAUCAAUUAUUGAACGGCCUUUUCUACCUUCACUCUGCACACAUUCUGCAUCGUGAUCUUAAACCUGCCAAUAUACUGAUUACUGCCUCAGGAGUCGUCAAAAUCGGAGACCUCGGAUUAGCACGUAUCAUAUACCAACCUUUACAGCCUCUUUUCGCCGGAGACAAGGUGGUGGUUACAAUAUGGUACCGCGCUCCGGAGUUACUAAUGGGCGCGAAACACUAUCACAAAGCUAUCGAUUGCUGGGCGGUUGGCUGUGUGUUUGCUGAGCUAGCGAGUCUUCGGCCAAUAUUCAAGGGGGAAGAAGCAAAGUUGGAUUCUAAGAAGAACGUGCCUUUCCAGAGGGAUCAACUGCUCAAGAUUUUCGAGGUGUUAGGUACACCGCAGGAGCGAGAUUGGCCCAGCGUCAGAGACAUGCCAGAGUACCAGAAUAUGAAGAAGCUGGAUCCAUAUCAGAACCGUCUUGAGGAAUGGUGUCAAUCCCGGAUUAGAUCGUUGCAGGGACAUGACUUACUUCGUCAACUGUUUGCCUAUGAUCCCGCCAAGCGCUUGACAGCGAAGGAAGCUUUGAUGCACAAGUGGUUUCAAGAGGACCCACGGGCGACGUGGAAUGUAUUUCAGUACGUUCCUGGCCAUCAGCUUCCACCUCAGCGUCGGAUCCAGGAUGAGGCACCUUCUAUGAUGGGGGUCCCUGCGCCAACACAUGCACAGACUCAAACUCAAGCUCAGGCUGCACACGUCCAUGGUCAGGGACAACAUUUAACUCAGCAAUCACAGACAAACCUUUCUCAACAAUCGAAAUCCGCGAGCACAGCUAGCUUCGCCAGUGUAAGUGCAGGUCCUGUCCAAAGUUAUGUGGGGAAUCAAGGAGGCACAUCGAGAAAGAAAGCCAGGGUAGGUUGACCCUACGGACAUCUCUGCUUGAUUCUGCAAAUAGCCAGCGACUUGUGUAACUAACUUGUUCCCCUUUCU
Messenger RNA from Pisolithus orientalis, 1550 nucleotides. Its product is annotated as kinase-like protein. The coding region runs from base 141 to 1481 and encodes 446 amino acids. The transcript has 7 exons. Lineage: Eukaryota; Fungi; Basidiomycota; Agaricomycetes; Boletales; Pisolithaceae. The record is from RefSeq and is a predicted model, not a curated record. Gene Ontology annotation, biological process: protein phosphorylation. Gene Ontology annotation, molecular function: RNA polymerase II CTD heptapeptide repeat kinase activity; cyclin-dependent protein serine/threonine kinase activity; ATP binding. Gene Ontology annotation, cellular component: nucleus; mediator complex.